AUGCAUACGAAAAGGCUUAAAACUGAUAGAGAAAAAUACGAAAAAGCUAAGCAAAAGCAAAGGGAAAGAUAUCAUAAAACUAAAAGAUUAGUCAAAAAUUUAACACCAAAAGAACGGUAUAAUGCAAACGUGAUAUGGAAACUAAGGAAAAGGCAGUUGAAGGCACGAAAGAAAGCUGCAGAAGGUUUAUUACAACAGACACCUCCAGAUUCGCCUACAUUCGAUUUAAAUGUACAAGGUCGAACUCCGCCACCAUCGCCAUCGUCCCGAGAUCGAUCCUCACGAAUUACGCCGCCACCCUGUUUUAGACCUUUACCAGGUCUUCGAAAUACAGUACGCUGUUCUCCACGGUUAACACCACGAUCUGGCAAGGAAAUCCCACGAAAUGCACCUUUGACAAAUACCACUCCUACAACUACACCGGUCGCUUCGCCUCAAGCCACUCCACCGCUAACGCCAAGAAUACGUUCGUGUGACUCUUCACCAUCUGGGACCCCAAAAAAUAGACGCAGAAAUAAAGUUAAAAGGGACAGGGCACGCGUACAUAGAGAAAACCAAAUACUUAAGCAAAAUAUUAAAAAGUUGAAACAAAAAUAUGACAAGUACAAAAAAAGGUUUGAAAGAGAAAAGAAAAAAAUGGCUCUUGACACUGAGAAAAAUGAAGACUUACGGAACGCUAAAAGUUAUGGGAAGCUAGAAUACAGAGACCUAACCUGUUUUUGUGAGAGUGAGAGCCUAAGACCAAGAGGCUUCUGUUCGUGCCUUAACCCAAAACUUUAUGACCUUGCAGUUCUUUUUGAUGCAAAUAAGAAUGAACUUCUUCCAGACCUGACUAAUGAAGAUGCUCUGCCAGAAGCUUUAGAAGCACACAUGAUUAAUUUCAUGGCUUCUGAUACUUUGACUUGA
Diatraea saccharalis (sugarcane borer) is the source of this 906-nucleotide messenger RNA. Lineage: Eukaryota; Metazoa; Arthropoda; Insecta; Lepidoptera; Crambidae. The record is from the annotation of a GenBank genome assembly.